Diachasma alloeum is the source of this 2008-nucleotide messenger RNA. It is a transcript of the gene TBC1d7, whose product is annotated as TBC1 domain family member 7. Gene Ontology annotation, biological process: negative regulation of TOR signaling; activation of GTPase activity. Bases 98 to 1018 code for a protein of 306 amino acids. Gene Ontology annotation, molecular function: GTPase activator activity. NCBI's taxonomy places the organism in Eukaryota, Metazoa, Arthropoda, Insecta, Hymenoptera, Braconidae. The record is from RefSeq and is a predicted model, not a curated record. The transcript has 5 exons.
GUUGAGUGUCCGGUUGACAUUUAUUUUUGUUUGUCGAACUAGUUGACGCCUUUUUUUCAAUUAAAUAAUUAUUCUUGUUGAUUUAAUUAGUAGAGACAUGACAGACGAGAGGAAUUUCAGGUCGUCGUACUACGAAAAGGUCGGCUUCAGGAGUGUCGAAGAGAAGAAAUCACUGGAGAUACUGCUGAAGGAGAGGCCCUUCGACACUGCUAAAUUGAAGCACUUCUGUCUGAGAUUCACAGUGCCAGUGAUGCACAGGAACUUCCUCUGGAAAAUUCUGUUUGGAAUCACUCCGAUUUAUCCGGAGAGCCGGGAGUUUGUGUCCCAGCAGAGGAGGAUUGAGUUCCAGGACUUGAGGAGGGCGUUGAAGGUCACGAGGAUUGUUGAUGAGGGGACGAAACCUCAUAGGGUUUUUUUGAUGAUGUGGCUGCUGAGGACGAGGAGGGCGAAGAUUGAUUUGAGUGCACAGUUGGAGUCACCUCUUGUCAGGGCAAUGAAUAAAAUGGCAGAAAGCCUCUGGCACAUAAUGGAAGGUGACCACGAGUACGAGAAGAUGGUGGACAUGUACUGGAUCCUGGGUGGCUUCUUGGAUCACGUGCAGAAGUUUCACAAAGACGUUGGCAAACUCCUAGAAUGCACUUCUCAAUUGCUGGAGAGGGAAGAUCCCACUCUGUACAAACAUCUGAGUAAAUUCGAGGCACUCAAUAAUAUUCCUUUCGACGAGUGGUUCUGCUCCUGCUUCGCGGGCAUCAUCAGUGAUGGAUCAAUACCAAAAAUUUGGGAUAAAGUGGCUGUUGGUGCGUACAAAAUACUAGUCUUCGUGGCUGUUGUCAUUCUCACAACAUUCAGAAGAGUUUUGCUGCAGUGUGAGAGUAUUGAUGGUGUUCUGGAUGCAAUAUCUCAUGUAAAUGAAGAAACUUCCGAGUUGAUCGUCAACAAAGCAAUAGAAUUGUGGCAACAAAGUGGUUCGAUACUGGUGACAAUGUCCCCAAACGUCGUAAAUAUAACAAACGCGUGAUACUUAGCCAUAAGUCCGAUUUCUAUUUCUACCAAUUUAUUAUGAAAAUACGAAUAAACGCGAAUUAAUUGUUUGUAAAAUUUUGGAAAAUCACUUUUGACUCAUCAUUUGAGGGGAAAUUGGGGAAUUACAAAUGAAAAUCGUUCUUUCCUUUAUCUUAAAAAUAAUUUAUUUUUACUGUUGCAAUCAUAAAUCGUACAUGUACAUUUUUUUCUCACUCGAUAUUGACAAUAUUUUUAAUCAUCAAAUCGACCUCUACACCUUAAACUAGGCAUCCUCUUGAUCGCAACGUCACACUCGUAAUUAUUAAAUUCAUGAUGUUUUUAUAAUUACAGUACAGCUGCGUGUUACUUGUUCAUUCCCUUUUUACGAACAUAAAAUUGACAACUUGCAAAAUGUGAUUCUCUACAAAUGAAAAAAGACACGUUUUCUCAUUUCAACACGAGAAUUUGAUAUUUGAUCCUAAAUCAAUUAGCCGUAGCACUCGACUCAAAGAUCUCUCCAUACGUGACUCAUAUCUCUCAUUUACCUAUUAUUACUAUUAUGCUAAAAUUAUUAUUUUCGUACAUUCUCCCUUGAGACACGUGGGGAGCACUUUUAAGCAAUUGACGCAAGUGAUUAUGCCAGCAGGAGAGCUCCUCGAGCGUGCCAGGAUUAUUUAAAAUGUCUUUUCUUCAGGUCUAACGCACUUUUUAAAUUCUCUCGUCAGUACAAUGUCCACAAACGUAUUUUUUCACUCAUUUAUUGGCUUCUAUUUAACUUAAUCGAUCUUUGGCUUGGAGAACUUCCGCAUUUCUCGCUUCGUCACUGCACGACAAAGAAAAAGGAAAUACUAGGGAUCAGAGAAUCCGGGGAGAUUUUUUUACUAGCAGGAAUGUAAUAUAUGGUACAAAAAUAAUAAAAAAUUGAUAUAAUUUUUUUUAUUGUUAUUUUCUCACUGGCAAUUGCAGAAAGAUGUGAUUGUUUUGACUGUAGAAAUCUGAAAUAGAG